CUCACUUUCUGUAGGAUGACGUGUCAUCUGCCGACGUGCACGGGAAGCAACAGACAUUGCCAGUUAACAAGAGCCGAUUUUCUAUCUCUGGUGUGAUUUUUAAUCACGUUUGAUAAAUAUUACAGGUAAAGUGAGACUGAUAGACAGCUUUGACGCCAGUGAUUCACCAUGAGGCGCGCAGGCUUGGGCGACGGAGGACCUGGAAACUAUGUAGCAAGUGGAUACAGUGUGUAUGAAGAGGAAAAUGAACACUUACAGGAGGGACUGAGAGCCAAAGUCAGCGCUUUGAAAAGUUUGUCCAUCGACAUAGGAACGGAAGUGAAGUACCAAAAUAAAAUGUUGGAUGAUAUGGACAGUGACUUUGAUUCAACAGGCGGGCUGCUCGGCGCCACCAUUGGCCGGGUCAAGCAGCUGUCCAGAGGCAGUCAGACGAAACUGUUGUGCUACAUGCUGCUCUUCUGCUUUUUUGUCUUCUUCGUACUCUACUGGUUCCUCAAGUUGAGGGGAUAGCAGGAUCUCGGUGGACUUUGAACCAAGCGCUUUCUUGCUCGGAAUGACUCAAGCAGAUAAAAAAAAAAAUAAAGGCUAAACGGUCUUAUGUAUUUCACAUCUCCAAAAAUACACUGCUGAUGUAAGCAAAUUUAUAUUGGUGUGCAGGGACUUAUGUGAUGAGACUUAGCAGUGUAACAUGGAAGAUAACAUGAUUACAAGUUGAGAAAUGCCAUAGUUGACAAAAUAAAGUAAUGACAGCUGAGUGUGUAUUAUAAUCAGUGUAUUAUGCAAACGACACUGAGUUACAGAAUCCCCUCUGAGAGACAUCGUUUAGAUUAAUUGCUCUCAGGAAUUAAUAAGCAUAUUAUAGAGUAUGCCAACUGUACAAAAUACCAGCAUGCAACAUUGUGAUUUCUACAGUACAUUGUUACAUGUUUUCAAUGUAAAUAAACAUUUUAUGAUCUUUA
This is a messenger RNA of Dunckerocampus dactyliophorus (ringed pipefish), 959 nucleotides long. It is a transcript of the gene bet1, whose product is annotated as Bet1 golgi vesicular membrane trafficking protein. The coding region runs from base 169 to 510 and encodes 113 amino acids. Lineage: Eukaryota; Metazoa; Chordata; Actinopteri; Syngnathiformes; Syngnathidae. Gene Ontology annotation, cellular component: SNARE complex; Golgi trans cisterna. The transcript has 4 exons. Gene Ontology annotation, molecular function: SNAP receptor activity. The record is from RefSeq and is a predicted model, not a curated record. Gene Ontology annotation, biological process: endoplasmic reticulum to Golgi vesicle-mediated transport; vesicle fusion with Golgi apparatus.